Messenger RNA from Xyrauchen texanus (razorback sucker), 3934 nucleotides. Its product is annotated as enhancer of polycomb homolog 2-like. Lineage: Eukaryota; Metazoa; Chordata; Actinopteri; Cypriniformes; Catostomidae. Gene Ontology annotation, biological process: regulation of transcription by RNA polymerase II. The record is from RefSeq and is a predicted model, not a curated record. The coding region runs from base 193 to 2472 and encodes 759 amino acids. Gene Ontology annotation, cellular component: piccolo histone acetyltransferase complex. The transcript is spliced from 14 exons.
AUCAUGUCCGCCAUGUUUUUACACCAUCCGAGAAAAACCCAUGAAAACCAUCAUAUCUCGCUCAGAGAUGCCUUUAACCGCCGGAUUUCGAUUGGAGGGACGUGAGUGAGCGCGGCCGUGGAGAGAACCAUCGGCUUGUCUGUAUUUGUACCGAAUGAUCCGUGUUUAGUGUGUUUGUGAUCGCUGAAAACAAUGAGUAAACUCUCGUUCCGCGCGCGAGCGCUAGACGCCGCCAAACCUCUGCCGAUUUACCGCAAUAAAGACUUGCCGGACCUAACCGACUGCGUCUCCAUCAACCGAGCGGUCCCGCAAAUGCCAACCGGGAUGGAAAAGGAGGAGGAAUCGGAGCAUCAUCUUCAGAGGGCCAUUUCUGCACAGCAGGUCUUCAGGGAAAAGAAGGAGAGCAUGGUGAUCCCUGUGCCAGAGGCAGAGAGUAACAUCACCUAUUACGAUCACCUAUACAAAGGAGAGUUCCGCAUUCCUAAACAGCUCAUCCACAUUCAGCCUCUGGGUCUGGAUUAUGAAUUGCCCGACUAUGAUAUGGACUCGGAGGAUGAGACUUUACUAAAUAGACUCAACCGCAAGAUGGAGCUCAAACCAAUGCAGUUUGAGACCAUGAUGGAUCGGUUGGAGAAAGCCAGCACAAACCAGCUGGUCACUUUUCAGGAGGCUAAGCUGCUACUAAAUGAUGAUGACUAUCUGUUGAAGUCAGUGUAUGAUUACUGGGUGAGGAAGAGGAAGAACUGCAGGGGCCCAUCGCUCAUCCCGCAGAUCAAGCAGGAGAAAAGGGAUAGCUCCACCAACAGUGAUGCUUACGUGGCCUUUAGGCGGCGCACAGAGAAAAUGCAGACCAGAAAGAAUCGGAAGAAUGACGAGGCAUCUUAUGAGAAAAUGCUGAAGCUAAGGAGAGAGUUCAGCCGGACCAUGAGCAUCCUGGAGAUGAUAAAGAAAAGAGAGAAGAGUAAACGAGAGCUGCUGCAUCUGACGCUGGAGGUUGUUGAGAAAAGGUAUCAAAUUGGAGACCUCUCUGGAGAGAUUCUUAAUGAAGUCACUGUUCCUCUGGAGAAAACCAUUUACCCUGCACCGAUAUCCCUACAAAACGGGAGCUGGCACAAGACAGAGGGCAAAAUCAAGUCCCACAAAUCUGGACCCAAAUACCUGCACCCCUUCACAGUCAAGGCUGAGCCGCACUUUGACUUUGUGCGGUCUCAAAAGAAAUACAACAGGAGGCCCAAACUUGAUGUAUUGCGCCAGCCUGGUCGACCAGAGCGGCAGCAGAUCAUCAACAAGGCAGACAUCAAACAAUAUGACUUCCACAGCUCUGGAGAGGAAGAUUACCCGCUGUCUCCAGCAUCAGAGCCGGAUGAAGAAAAUGAUCCAGAUGGAAUCUUUGCCUUUAGACGGAAGGCUGGCUGCAGUUACCAUGCUCCACUGGAGAAGCAGAGCUGCACUCCUCACUGGCAUCAGAUGGGUCAGGAGAAGCUGUGGCAACGGAACUGUCUCACCGCCCUCUCUGUGCCCAGACGCUGUAUAGCAGUGGCUCGUGGGAGGGUGGGAAGAGGUGGCAGGGUUCUUUUAGAUCGCACCUCCUCAGAUCUGGACCGGGCCCUGAGACACCUGGAUCCUGACAUUUUUUAUCCCUCCUCUGGCUCUAGUGUGCCUAUCCGCCUCGUCCAUACAAACACAAACUCUCAAGUCUUCUCCAAAUCAAACCCUCAGUGCUCACUAACUCAGCUCCUGAGUGACAUUCAGGCCUGCAGGUGGAAAUUUUUCCGCCCUCGGCCACAACAGACAAAUGUGAGGGAGGAGGAUGACAAGAAAGGGACUCCGCAGCUGGAAAAAGGUGGAGGGGCUUCUCUCUCUAAAAGUGUGUUAGGUGGGAUCACAAAGGAGCAGUUUAACUCCCAUCAGCAACAGCUGGUUCAGAUGCACAAACAGUUGCAGCAACAAGUACUCCAGCAGAACUCAACAGCACCAGAACCUCUCACACACCCGCCUAACACAGUCUUGUCUGACUGCAUGUCUAAGACUCUUGACUCGGCAAGUGCACACUUUGCUGCCUCUGCUGUAGUUAACUCUCCCAACAAUGAAAACGGGCCCCAGAUUUCUUGUGUCAAUGGCAUCCUUCCCAAUUCAGGAAGCUUUAAACCAGCCAAAUUAAACCGUUCUGCACAGAGUGGAGUUGGUGGUGAUUCAAGCUCUUUAAUAUGGACAUCAAGCAGAUCCAACCCGCAGUCUCUGCCUCAUGGCAAUGGGCACAUGAGCGCAGUGUCUCUGGCCCACACGCACCACAAUGCACGCCCAUGCGCCCCCUCAGCCUUAAAGCUGGCCAGUGUUGCUAGCAGUCUGGACAGGGUACCCAAAGUCACCCCCACCAGUGCCAUCGACAGCAUUGCCAGGGAGAACCACGAACCAGAGAGGCUGGCUCUCAAUGGCUUAUCAGAGACCACAGUGGCCAUGGAGGUCACAUAACCCAAACAUAAACUCACAGACUUGAGUGCUGAGCUAUGCGCUUCAACACUGACAUCUACCCAAAAGCAGCAUAUCAAAAUAUUAAGAUAAACUUGUCAAUAUAAUAAGUGUACAUUUUGUAAAUUGGGAAUUAUCACUACCUUGUAAAAUAGUAUAUUUGUAUUGUUAGUCUGUCAUUUCUGUUAUUUGAAAUUAGAUUUUUUUUUAUCAUCAUGCUUUUGCACUUUGAAAUGCAAGCAAGACAAGUGCAUCAGUUCAUGUUGGAUCAUGAGCAUGAAUAUAGGUCCUGCGUCACUUGUUUUAACUAUUUAUUUUGCAAUGUUUACAUUUUUGUAUCUCGUACAAAUAAAUCAAAUUUUGUGACCGCAAAAUGCAGACAUAGCUAGUAUACCAUGCUUUUGUGCUUUUCUUCUUUAUAGAAAGGAGAAAGCUCAGUUUGAUUUCACAUAUGAAGAAAAUUGUAAUUGCAGAUGUGAUUAUCUUCCCCUCUUGAGAUGUCUGCUUUUUUUCUUUAAUGGUUUAUUUUCUUUCCUUCCUCCUCGUUUCACCAAGAAAAGAAUGUUAUUCUGGAGACCAGCGGCCUCCAUCUGAAUGUACGUGUUCAAAGCAGAAGACGUUCAAUCUGACAACCCUCAAUCUGGUGUAACACUAGACAUUCAAACUAGUUUAUCAAUCAUUAAUUUCCUGCUGUGAAACGAGGCUUAGUCAGGUUUUGAACUGGAAGUAUUCUCAAAGUCUACAGGUCACAAAUACUGUCAACCAUCUUGCUUAUGAAUGCUGAAAUUGAUACAUCUCAGUCCAGUGUCUUCAAAUAAAUUUCCCCAUUUUAAUGAGUAAAUGUAUUGCCACAGCUGCCAAUGUGUGGUGGGCUUGAUUGACUCAUUCAUUUGCGGUUGCCCAUUAUCUCAAAAUGUAACAACUAAUUUUUAGUUUAGACAUCUCAGCCAUACAUGAUGUCCUUAAGGCAAGUAAGGGAGAUAAAUGUGAGGUAUUGACUGAUAAAUACAUUGAAUGAACUACUCAAUAGAUCUGUAAAAGCCAUUUUAUACAGGAUGUGAUGUUAUUUCCCAUCCAUUAUAGAGGGAACCUUUAACUCAUUCUGUGAUGUCAACAUUUAAUGUGAAGCUACCUCAAUCUUUUUUUUUUUUUCAUCAUGCUGUCGGAGGGUCUCUGGUUACAAUGCGGCCAGUCACCGCUGUUUGGGUCGGUUACAUUUUUAGAGAAAUGCACAUCACGCUACUGAUGUUACUAUGUGAGUGUGUCCAUCCUCAAAAUCAAUGUCAAACCUACUAUUAAUUUCUUUAGGGGUAAAGGCAUCUGAAAAGUGAGCUCAGCUGUUUCUUCAGAAUCGGACCACAAUUGUUCAAUUUAUCAGGUAGAAUACACAAAUUGAAAUAAUGCAAAGUUUCUGCACCAGUAUUCACCUAUGGAAGAAACCUAAACAAACUUUAAUGAGUCAUUU